This is a messenger RNA of Puccinia graminis f. sp. tritici CRL 75-36-700-3, 3666 nucleotides long. RefSeq lists its product as uncharacterized. The record is from RefSeq and is a predicted model, not a curated record. The transcript is spliced from 6 exons. Gene Ontology annotation, molecular function: ubiquitin protein ligase activity. The coding region runs from base 72 to 3452 and encodes 1126 amino acids. Gene Ontology annotation, biological process: ubiquitin-dependent protein catabolic process; protein polyubiquitination. NCBI's taxonomy places the organism in Eukaryota, Fungi, Basidiomycota, Pucciniomycetes, Pucciniales, Pucciniaceae.
CUCUCCUCCUACUAUUUACCUUCAGUCCAACUACCAAAAACAAAGAAAGAACCACAAGAAAGUAUCCCAAGAUGUACUCCUUCACGGGAUCAGCUAAAAGACGGCCCAUGAUCAACCUCGGUGGUCAAUCCAACCUCAACAACCCAUCCGAAAUCAUGCGAAGAGCAAAGGAGGAACGACAGCUCAGAGAGAAAUUCAAACAUCAACAGGCGGCAGUCUCAAUCAUCCAGACCUUCUGGCGUAGUAGAACGGAUGCAGGGCGGACUAAAACGGCAUUAAGGAAUCGAUUCGAUCAACUGGUCUCAUUUAUCUUCGAUAACUCCGAUGGACCGGCCAACUCAUCCCUCCUCAAACUAUCCCCACAGGAUCAUCUAGAACUAUCACGAUUGAUCUUGGUCUUCUAUACCCCAAACCAAACCGACGAUCAACGGAGACUGGUCGCCUGGGCGAAUCAAUCGAUCCUAAACCAAGAACCAGCCUUCCUCACCUAUGUCCAAAGGGAUGACGAACUGGGUCAUUCCUGGAGAAGAAUCAUACCACUGAUGAUCAAGCGCAUCCUCCAGACAGUCGCCGAUUUCCCCCGAUCAGAACACACUCCAAUCUUCCUGGCCGCUUUGAAGGAGAUGGUCAAUGACCUCAACCGUCGCUCAGAUCUACAAGCUUUGAUUAUCAUGGGUAGUACCUGGUAUUGGAAGCUGUUGAGGAAAUACAUCACGGCCUUCGAAGUUACGGACAAGUCAGUUAGCAAAAGCGUUGCCCGGGUCAUCGAGCUUUCUGUAUCAUUCUUUCAAGUGCUUCCACCAGAUCAAAAGAUUAAUCUAGCCAGCAUCUUCGCAGCUCAAAUAUUCACGAUCCCACUCCUACCCAAUCGACUUGGCAUUCAACCCUUGAUCCAAUUCUCAGCCUCCUUGCCGUUUGUCGAAAUUCUCGCCGGAACCGAACGAUUUGCCAAAGAAUUAGAACUUAAGGAGAUCAUACAUCUCUUGUCGAACUUACUCGUCUGGGGAUCCAAAAAAGUCGUUCAGAUGGAUCAGACCGGAUUUAAAGGAUAUUUGAAUUCCAUUCAGCUCUGUCUCGAUCGAAUUCCAAUUGCGCUAUUUCGCAAGGUGGAUACCUAUCUAGCAAACAAGACCUCUGUUAAGGCUAGACGGCUCCCUCAGUCGCGAACUCCAAAAAUCGCCCAUCCAUCAGCAAGCAAUUCCAACGAGAUCAUCCGAGAAAGUAGCGGUGCGAAAAAUAAUCCGAUCCUCAUUGAAGAGGAAGAUAUCGAGAUGAACGAACCUUCAGAUUCAAAUCUAACAACGACCGUCCUAAAUUCUAUCAGUCCAAAAACCUUACAAUGGCUAUCAAUCCUCAUCCAGUCCGAACAUCUCUCUCAGCUUUGUUCAAUGUCGGCCAGGUAUUCCUCUACCUGUCAACCUCAUUUAUGCCGGCUGAUGGUUUCGAUCAUUUAUCUAUGGCCCACCUCAAAGGAAACUGUCCUGAACACAUUGAUCUAUAUGACGCCCUCGGUGGGACCUUCUAGUCGCUCAGCCAACCAAAGCGGAGGCUUCAUCAAGGAGCUAUGGCGCAUGUCAGUCCGUCCAGGAAAGAUCAGUGUCAGUUUGCGCGAUCGGAAAUCAGGUGGAAGUCCUCAAGGAGUUCUCACGACUCUCAAAGAUUCUAAGCUCGCCGGACAAUGGGAAGAUCUGAUUCUAUUGUGUGAGCUCUAUUCUCGAUAUCUGAUGACACUCGGGGACGAGGAAUUCUUCGACGACGAGGCCGAAGUCGCCUCAACCCUAUCCUUCCAACGCGCCAAGACAUCCGUCAUCUCAACCAGUAGAAAUCCCCUGAUGACCGAUGAGGUCGUCACCUUGGCUGGUUUGUUGAGAAAUCUUGCCUUCGGAUUGUAUUGGACCGAAGGACAAGCGGAUAUCAAGAAGGGCUGCGUGGUCGGCACUCAUGUUAGCUUGGAAUACCUAAGAUCUUUGGCCACUCGUCUAUUGCAGCAAAUUUACAUCAGAGACUCAAGACGGCCCUUCUGUGAACCCGGUUUCUGGUCCAUGACAUCGACAUUCGAUUUACAGUCAUUUAUGCAGACGGUGGUAUAUGAGGAAUCUCACUUGGAGGAAAUCCGAGAGGAUCAACUACAGAGCCCUGCGCAUCUUCUCAACCAGGAUCCGGAUCUGGAUAUCUCUAAUCAUCUUUCGUCCUCGCGUGGCUCCCGGGCUCGAGUUUCACAGCGUCAGCUGGCGUUCAUCAGUCCGAGACUUGGCGUCUUGAACAAUAUCCCCUUCGUGAUCCCGUUCGAACAACGUGUGGCGAUUUUCCGGACGUUUAUCAACUCGGACCGACAUCGCUUAGGAUUAGACUUGCAUUCGUUUGGAGAGAAUCGGCACAAGGCUUCGAUCCGAAGACAGUUCGUCUCCGAGGACGGAUUCACCCAUCUCAAUGCACUUGGACCAAGACUCAAGGAGACGAUCGAGAUCAAGUUCAUCGAUCCCUAUGGGCUCGAAGAGGCUGGCAUCGAUGGUGGUGGAGUGUUCAAGGAGUUCCUGACUAGUCUGACUAAAGAAGUCUUCGACGUCAAUAAAGGUCUUUGGUUGGUCAAUAAAAAUCAGGAGAUCUAUCCUAAUCCUCAUAGCUAUAGUCGUCAGCCCCUCAGCUUGGAAUGGUACAAAUUCUUGGGAAGGGUCCUCGGUAAAGCUUUGUACGAAGGCAUCCUUAUCGACAUCGAUUUCGCCGAUUUCUUUCUUAAUAAAUGGCUAGGCAAGCAGUCAUAUCUUGAUGAUCUAGCAUCAUUGGAUCCCGAGUUAUACCAAGGCUUGAUAUUUCUGAAACAUUACAAGGGAGACGUCGAGGCAGACCUAUCGUUAAACUUCACGGUGACGAACAAUGAAUUCGACGCGUCGGAGACGAUCGAGCUGAUCCCAGAAGGUUCGAAGACGUCGGUGACGGCGCAGAACCGGAUCAACUACAUCUAUCUGAUGUCCAAUUACAAGUUGAACAUCCAGCUCGAGAGCCAGUGUGCGGCAUUCUUCAAGGGGCUCAACGAUAUCAUCGAGUUGAAGUGGUUGAGGAUGUUCAAUCAGCUCGAACUGAAGGUCUUGGUCGGCGGGCUCGACGGCCAGGAUCUCGACAUCGAUGAUAUGCAACAGUGGACCGUUUAUGGGGGCUGGGACGAGUCACAUCCGACGAUCAGAAUCUUUUGGAAGGUCUUGAGAGAGUUUGAUAAUCUGACGAAACGGAAACUACUCCGAUUUGUGACUUCAUGUGCGAGGCCGCCACUCUUAGGCUUCAAGGAGCUGCGGCCGUCCUUCGCGAUCCGGUCUUCCGGUGUCGAUCGCAGUCGGCUACCGUCGGCCUCAACCUGCGUCAAUCUGCUGAAGUUGCCCGAGUAUCAGACCGAGGCGGAACUCCGAGAGAAAGUGCUCUAUGCUAUCAAUGCUGGGGCCGGAUUCGAUCUCUCUUAGAUUUUCUCCCUUUUGUUUGAUCUUCCUCUAUUUCCUCUCUUUCCUUACCUGAUCUUCAUUACUGAAACUUUAGAUACUUACUUACUUACAUAUCUCUCUCAACCCCUCGCCACUCAUCUCACUUCCCAAAAUCUCACAUGUACCGCUUCUUCCCUCUGUCUGUCUACAUACAAACCAUCGGCUGUUUUUUUUUCUCUUUCUCUUUCCUUUCUUC